GCUUGGUCCAGAAGGGCUUAAGUUGUACCAGACAGACGAGGAAAGAGUUGUAGGCGCACUCGUGAAAGAAAACAAAAAUUAAGCCUGAAAGUAUUUCCAGAUAUUUCAGCGGGUGACUACAAGUGGUCUCAGAGGACUUUUGAUUUUACCUGACAUUUAAGUUGUCUCUUUUGGAAGCUGACAAGUGUUGUUUUUUUGUUUUUGUUUUUUUUAACUGAGAAUUUGGAGAAAGGACGUCAAAAAGAUGACACUGAUCAGAGUGGUUUCAUCAGUGCUGCUGCUGGUACUGAUGCAGUCCGGAGCUCUUUGCGCACGGAGGUUUCGGGGUGGCCGCAACCCACAACCGCGACGCUCACCGCCUCCUCCCACAUACCGGGCAGACCGGGGUGAUACCACCGAGAGCUUCCCUCUGGAUUUCACCGCGGUGGAAGAGAACAUGGAUAACUUCAUGACACAAGUGAAGAACCUUGCGCAGUCCCUUUACCCCUGUUCGGCGCAAAAGCUUGACUACGACAUGAGGCUGAACUUUUUGGAGAACACAUCAGUCACCUGCAACGACGGCAGUCCUGCGGGGUACUACCUAAAAGAAUCUCGAGGCAGCAGACGGUGGUUGAUAUUUUUAGAAGGUGGCUGGUACUGCUUCAACAAGGAAAACUGUGAUAGCCGAUAUGAGACCAUGAGAAGGUUAAUGAGCUCCUCCAAGUGGCCCCAGACUAAAACAGGCACAGGGAUCCUGUCUCCACUCCCUGAGGAAAACCCUCACUGGUGGAACGCCAACAUGGUGUUUGUGCCCUACUGCUCCAGUGAUGUUUGGAGUGGUGCUACAGCCAAAACAGAUCAAAGUGGUUAUGCCUUCAUGGGCUCACUCAUUAUUCAGGAGGUUGUGAAGGACCUGCUGAAAAAAGGUCUGGAAAAUGCCAAAGUCCUCCUCUUAGCAGGAAGCAGUGCGGGCGGUACCGGCGUUCUUCUGAAUGUUGACCGCGUGGCAGAGCUGCUGGAGGGACUGGGCCACACUGCGAUACAAGUGCGAGGCCUUUCUGAUUCUGGCUGGUUCCUGGACAAUAAGCAGUACCACUGCACUGACUGUGUGGACACUACCAGCUGUGCCCCCACUGAGACCAUCAAGAGAGGCAUCAAGUACUGGGGAGGGAUGGUACCAGAGCGGUGCAAACAAGCCCAUGAAGGAGAAGAGUGGAACUGCUUUUUUGGAUACAGAGUCUUCCCGUCUAUAAAAAGCCCUGUCUUUGUGGUCCAGUGGCUGUUUGAUGAGGCUCAGUUGACAGUGGACAACAUUCAGCUGACAGGUCAGCCUGUGCAGGAGGGCCAGUGGCGCUACAUCCAAAACUUGGGCACUGAGCUGAGGAACACACUCAAAGAUGUCCCGGCUAUGUUUGCUCCAGCAUGUUUAUCGCAUGAAGUUAUCACCAGAAACUAUUGGAUUGAUGUGCAGGUUAAAGGCACUUCCUUGCCCAGAGCGCUGCACUGCUGGGACCGCAGCCUCCAUGACAACAGGAACAACAAGGCUCCGCCUAAAGGCUGUCCUGUGCAUUUGAUUGACAGCUGCCCGUGGCCACACUGCAACCCCACCUGCCCCACCAUCCGAGAUCAGUUCACAGGGCAGGAGAUGAAUGUCAUUCAGUUCCUCAUGCAUAUGGGCUUUGAUGUGCAGAAGAUGGCCCAGCAGCAGGGAAUGGACCCCAGCAAGCUACUGGGCAUGCUCAGCAGCGGCAGCUAAAGGGACACAAACAAACAGGCAUUAUCUCAACGCUAAACUAAGCAGAGUUGGCUGGCUGGUCUCUCUGGCCAGUCUUCCAAGCCUGAUACCUCCAACUACCCCUCCAUCUUCACAACCCAUUCUACCUAUAAUGAAUUUCCUCUGACCUCCUGUUUACUUUACUCCAAACCUCAGUCAGUGCAGGGACUUUGACCUUGUCCCACAAUCCCUUUUCUCCCAUCUGGUGACAAGUACUGUGGCAACAUACCACAAUGACAAGGCACAACUCUUUGCGACUCACCAUUUAAAUUAUAUUUUGCUUUGUAAAAGAAAAUAUCAUGAAUGUAAUCCAGUUUUAAGGAUGCUCACUGAUGUUUUGUUUUUAUGUUUGUCCUUCCAUAUAGUUUAAAUUUAGUCAUUGCCACAGUGACAUAGGGAUGCUGUUUUUGUUAAGUAGCCAUUAUGAGACUGUUAUCAGUGCAAUUGGGCCCUAGCAUUUUUCUGUAAUUGGAACUCUCAUCGCAAAAAUAACUGACACCAAGGCAGAUACAGGAAAAUAUGAUAAGUGCGCUAAGUGCUGAAUCAGAAAGGAGAUAUUUUUUUAAUUUACCUCUAAAAAAAUAAAAGCAUAAACAAUAGCGGGAGAAAGACAACUGACACUGAUGCUCUAAUAAACUCAUAGCAAAAGACUGUCAGUUAGAAUUACCCUGUUUGAACUAAACAGGCACAAACCAUGUGUUAUUCCUGCUAAUGAAAGUAAUGCAAUAAGACAUAAUGUUCCUAUAGCUGUAACUCUCGCCCUUGAUAGCGUCUACACCAAACUGGUAUAUUUUAAGAUGUCAGAAUGUCCCCUUUAGUCGUUUUACAACCCUAACUGUGGUGCUAAAGUGGAUCUGGAAUCAGUUUAAUGUCUAUACAUAGUUAUACAAAAACCACAGUGCCAUCACAUCUAAGCUAUACCUCUUAUGCACAGGCCGCAUCAUCAUGACAAGACUGUUCAAACACUCAUGUUAGGUCACCUCAGUAGAUCAGCAAUCCUCAAAUCAAUGCAAUGAACAUUUAAAGGGAGACAAAUAUUGUGUAUUGUAUUUUUUGAGUAUAUGUAUAGGCUCUUUCAAGUGUUCGCUAUUGUAACUCCCUUCUUAUUAUUUUCUCAUAGAGAUCACUUUAUAAUAUAAUGACAAUGUUGUAUGUAAUGAUGUCUUUAUAAAUGAUGUUUUUAAAGGGCCUCUAUUUCGCAUCACACCAGAAAAGGAAAAGUAUUACUAAUUGUAAUUUUAUUCUGUAACAUAUUUUUUAACAGGAAAAAAAACUCAAGCUACAUUGGUAAUUUACAUAUUUAUUUUGUUAUGUAAAUCAUAUUUAUAAGUGCUAUUUUCACAGAGAAGUGAUUCUUUGUAAAUUGUAAAUACAUUGCUGUUUUUCUCUUUGUGUUGACUGCAUGUCUUUGUAUCAGACCAGAAGAAAAGACACAUAACAUAAUAUACUACAAGAUAAAUAUUU
Oreochromis aureus is the source of this 3217-nucleotide messenger RNA. It is a transcript of the gene notum1a, whose product is annotated as notum, palmitoleoyl-protein carboxylesterase a. The record is from RefSeq and is a predicted model, not a curated record. Bases 245 to 1735 code for a protein of 496 amino acids. The transcript is spliced from 11 exons. Gene Ontology annotation, molecular function: hydrolase activity. Lineage: Eukaryota; Metazoa; Chordata; Actinopteri; Cichliformes; Cichlidae.